AUUUGAUAAGCGUGAUAUCUUAUCUUCCACUUUAGUUUUGUUUUUUGGGCUUGUCGUGUGAGUUUUUGUUGUUUUGACGAGGAAGGGGAGGUUUAGAUUAUCGCAUCUUUUGAUCUUUUUGUUGGAGUAGAUCCUUUGGUGGGGGACGUUAAAGGAAAACGAAGGAUUCUUCUAGAGUGUGUUUUGGCGAACGCACUAGGUCGAUACCCCCCCUCCCACCCACCAACAAGAAUGAGUUCCAACACAUUGUCACCGAGACAAGCGCCGGCUACGGCCGACGGGGCGGCCAACGUCUUUGUCAUGCUAUGCUCAGCCUUGGUGCUUAUCAUGAUUCCUGGGUUGGGUUACUUUUACUCUGGCUUGAGUCAUCACAAGAAUGCUCUCGUCUUUUUGCACCUUUGCAUGCUGUCGCUGGCGAUCGUCUCGAUCCAAUGGUUCCUAUGGGGCUUCUCCAUCUCCUUUUCACCUUCCGGCGGACCGUUCAUUGGCAAUGGCCACUAUGCCGGUUUGAAGAAUGGCGGCGAAGAGCUUUACCCCGGCACAGUCUUGUCGACUGAUGUGUUUGCCAUGUUCCAAGCCAUGUUUGCUGCACUUACGGCGGCAUUGCCCUUUGGUUCGGCUGCAGAUCGUACAAGAAUAUUGCCGAGUAUGCUGUUCAUUCUCAUAUGGACAACUGUCGUCUACGAUUUUGUGGCAUACUGGGUCUGGGCACCAAACGGAUGGCUUCGAGCCCGGGGAUACCUAGACUUUGCUGGAGGAUGUCCAGUUGAAGUCGUAUCUGGGUUUGCUGGUCUCGCCUUUGCUAUUUAUAUGGGACCACGACGAACGAGGAUCGCCGAUGAGAAACCCCACAAUGUUGGAUAUGUCAUCCUCGGGACCGCAUUGUUGUGGUUUGGCUGGCUUGGGUUCAACGGGGGAAGUGCGCUUACAGCCACCAGGCGCGCAGGAAUGGCGAUCCUAGUCACCAACCUAGCGGCUUCCGCAGCAGGUCUGGUGUGGAUGUUUUGGGACUACCUAUACAAUGGCCAUAAAUAUUCAGCGGUCGGUUUCUGUGUCGGAGCCGUAGCUGGUCUUGUGGCGAUCACACCAGCAGCUGGGUUUGUUGAGCCAUGGGCCGGCGUGGUCAUUGGAGUGAUUGCCGGAACUGUAUGUCGGUUUGUCGCCGAUAUAACCAAAGGGAAAAUUGAUGACACACUGGACGUGUUUGCGGUUCACGGCGUUGGCGGCGUGAUUGGCAAUCUCCUUACGGCCAUUUUUGCCGAACGGUCCAUUAUUGAGCUGGACACUCAGGGGAUUAAUGGUGGAUGGAUGAAUGGCAACUUUAAGCAACUUUGGAUUCACCUAUAUGCGACCAUCACAGUUGCCGCGUGGUCAUUCUGUCUCACAUAUAUUGUUUUCUACCUCUUGGACAAGACGCCUGGACUUCACUUGCGCGUAAAGGAGCGUCACGAGAGUUUGGGACUGGAUUUGGCCCAGAUUGGAGAAUAUGCAUACAACUACCAUCGACCGGAAACCGUUCCUCCCAUUGCCGGUUUCGGACACGGUUCCCAAGAAGCGCAAGACCAUGUUGACAAAAGGACACAUGGCAACGGCAAUGGUGUUCCGCAGCAAUUCCCAUUAGCGCAAAUGUCUGAAAUUCGGGUCGCACUGCCCGAUAGUUCGACAACGGCGCUGAAUGCCGCCAAUGCGUCAGAUCUCGCCAUUGAAAUCGUACCAGCCAAUGGUAUUCACGGACGACCCACUUCUCCUCGUCGAACGGAAUCGAUUGCGUAAAUAGAAAGAGUGACUAAAGGCAGUGUGUAUGGAAGAUUUUUAGGGAAAGUUGUUUGGUUCCCACUAUUGUACAUAGCGGAUCGGACAUAAUUCCUCGCAUAGGAUUCUUAUUAUAUUUUAUAGGCUAGGAGGGAAUGAAAAAUACAAUUAACAUGUUCAAGCA
This is a messenger RNA of Spizellomyces punctatus DAOM BR117, 1936 nucleotides long. Its product is annotated as ammonium transporter. Lineage: Eukaryota; Fungi; Chytridiomycota; Chytridiomycetes; Spizellomycetales; Spizellomycetaceae. Gene Ontology annotation, molecular function: ammonium channel activity. Gene Ontology annotation, biological process: ammonium transmembrane transport. The record is from RefSeq and is a predicted model, not a curated record. The transcript is spliced from 8 exons. Gene Ontology annotation, cellular component: plasma membrane. Bases 232 to 1773 code for a protein of 513 amino acids.